Molecule: messenger RNA, 846 nt
Organism: Schistocerca piceifrons (Central American locust)
Lineage: Eukaryota; Metazoa; Arthropoda; Insecta; Orthoptera; Acrididae
Exons: 2
Coding region: 1-846 (281 amino acids)
Source: RefSeq, a predicted model, not a curated record
AUGGAUACUGAGGAACAACAAUUAGUUAGUGCAGGAAAUGUGGAACCGGGUACCUCAAGUAGUACUAGUACUCUCUUUGAGGAUAUACCAUGUGAGAAUGUGGGGGCAGGGGCACAGGAAGUGGUGCCACCGCCCACUAGUCCUCAAGGGGAUGUAGAGAAAGAAGUUGUACCACCACCAGAAAAGCAGGAACCAGAGAGUGGUAAUCUGCCUGGUGGGUAUUCGCUUCAGGCUAUAUUAGAGCGCGUGCUGAAUUACCAGGCAGAAUUUGCGCAACAGCAAGUCGAGCGAGACCGCCAGCAAGCUGAGCGAGAUCGUAGGCUAGCAGAAAAUUUACUUGCCCAGCAAGCUGAGCGAGAUCGCCAGUUAACAGAAAGUUUCCUUGCCCAGCAAGCUGAGCGAGAUCGCCGGCAAGCUGAGCGGGACCAGCAACUUGUGCAAUCGUUAGAAAACAUGAAAAAAGAGAUUGCAGAUAUGAAACAGAAUUAUGAGUCGAUACCUAAGGCCGUGCAGGAGCUGACUGAACAGGUCAACAACCUGCAAGUAGCAAACACUAACAGGGUAGACGAAAUAGGUGUAUUAGCCAAUCGAGUAGAAAAGCUAGAAAUAGAUUCCACGCUGCUUGUAGAGCAGAAGUGGAACGAACAAGCAACUAAAAUUGAAACAGAAUUCAACUCAUGGCUAGAAGUGAAGCAGUAUUCUAUAGACUUGAUACAGGAAGACGCAAAAUCAGCGUGUGAUCCCUCGCGGAAUAAUGGGUCAGGAUGUAAACAGGACAGAAAUAGUAGUGCACAAAACCACAACCAGGGAAAUGGUGGGGGUGGUAACAAGCGGCAAGAACAUUAG